Molecule: messenger RNA, 1806 nt
Organism: Closterium sp. Yama58-4
Lineage: Eukaryota; Viridiplantae; Streptophyta; Zygnematophyceae; Desmidiales; Closteriaceae
Source: the annotation of a GenBank genome assembly
AUGAAGCUGUCGCAGGUGCUGUCGCAAGCGCACGCGACAGCUGGUUACAAUCGCAACAAGUUCCUCGUUUUCGCGCUUCUCUGCACCAACUGCUUCACCCUCGUCACUCUCUAUGGCACCGUCCCCCGGUUUUCCGGGACCCUGGAUAUUGACGACGCUGCUGACGUGGACCUGCGCAGCAGCAGGGGAAGCGGAGGGGGAAGCGCAUGGGGGGAGGAAGGAGGGGGCGUGCUGGGGAAGGAGCACGGGGGGACGCCCGCGCUGCGCCUCUCCAACGCUACAGAUCGCACGUUCAAGCGAGGUUUCGGCAUGCAGGGCUUUGUGUAUUUCAGCGCAUACCGAAUUUCUGCAAGCCUCUUUGUGGUGAUUGGCCUCUCCCCUCUGCCUCUCCACCGCAACCUCGAUGCAAGAGUGUGCCGCUGGUAUCCUGCCUCGUCAUCCUCCUCCUUCCCUAUCCUCGGCGAAAUCUCGAUAGAAUAUCCCGGCGAGUCGCACGGCAAGCCAUAUGAGGUGGCAAUGCUGUUCUGCCAGCUCAGCAGCCCCGCCCCCGGCACGAGAGAAAGGGGGGGAUGGAAGGGAGAGGGGCGGCGGAGUGCCGGGGGCCAUCUGACGGUUGUGAUCGAACGAGAGGAGAUCUUGAUGCUCGGGGAACCGGCCAAUGAGAAGCUGCCACUCGAGCCAUCAGCCCCCUACGCCAGCAACAUCACCUACUGCUCUUCGACCAUUUACAGCCAGUUCAACUCCCUCAGGGUGCUCGAGUGGGUGCCCUCAGCCCCCUACCCCAGCAGCAUCACCUACUGCUCCUCGCCCAUCUACGGUCAAUUCAACUCCCUGAGAGUGCUCGAGUGGGUGGUAUACCACCAGCAGGGCCGCAGAAUUGUCCCUUUCCCUUCCUUUUUCCUCCCUUUGCCCAUCCCCCAGCCCUCAGCCCCCUACCCCAGCAGCAUCACCUACUGCUCCUCGCCCAUCUACGGUCAAUUCAACUCCCUGAGAGUGCUCGAGUGGGUGGGCCACGGGGUGGACCUGCUGUCCCCACCCUCUCCCUUCCACCCUCCUUUCCCAUUCUCCCCCACCCCCCAGCCCUCAGCGCCCUAUCACAGCAACAUCACCUACUGCUCGUCACCUAUAUACGGCCAGUUCAACUCCCUCAGGGUGCUGGAGUGGGUGGUAUACCACCAGCAGGGCCACGGGGUGGACCUGUUCCACAUGUACGAUGCGGGCGGCAUGGGCGAGCCUAUUAUGCGGACGCUGGCGCCCUUUAUAAGGGCCGAGCAGAUGACUGUAACGGAUGUGACUGAAGUGGACGAGUUUGAGACGUGGUUCGGGCAGGUGCUAGUGGUGAACGACUGUGCCUACCGUUCGCUCUUCACCUCCCGCUGGGUGCUCUUCCUGGACUUGGACGAGUAUCUCUAUGUCUCGCAGCCCCUGGGGUCAUCGCUCAUCACCGCACUAGCUCGCUACGAUCAAGCGGCCUACGUUUCCUUUGGCAGUCUCUACUUUUACACCGACAAGUGCUCGCACUCCAUGAACGUCUCUGCGUCAUCCCCACCCCGCUGGGAGGUGGAGAGGAUGAUAUUCCGCCAGGCAGACGUGCACUGUGUGGCGCCUAAACGAUAUGAAUCCCGCGACCUGUGCCUGGGGUUUGAUGGGCACCGCAAGUACAUUGCUGACCCAAGAAAAGUGAAGCUGUUCGGGGUAAGUUGGAAGGGUUGGGGUGUGUGGUGUGUGAAGGCAGGUGGGAUGGGAGGUGGAGAGGAUGAUAUUCCGCCAGGCCAACGUGCACUGUGUGGCGCCCAAACGUUAUGA